Prunus armeniaca (apricot) is the source of this 2319-nucleotide messenger RNA. Lineage: Eukaryota; Viridiplantae; Streptophyta; Magnoliopsida; Rosales; Rosaceae. The record is from the annotation of a GenBank genome assembly.
AUGGCCAGAGUUGACCUCAGAAGGUGCUUCAAACUCUGGUAUGCUUUUGUGGUGCCUUUGCUACUCAUGAGUCCUUCCAUAAAGGGAUGCAUAGAGAGGGAAAGACAAGCCCUCCUUGCAUUCAAACAAGGCCUGGUCGUGGAUAUCCGCAGUCAAAUAGUCUCUACAUGGGGCACCUCAGAAGGCCAAAACAAAGAUUGCUGCACGUGGAAAGGAGUCUACUGCAGCAACCAAACUGGCCAGGUUGUUGAACUUCAGCUUGGAUCCCAAUCUUUGCAAGGUUCGGCUAUGGAUGUUUGGGGCAACAUGAGCUCUCUUCAAGUCCUUAAUCUCACUGAUAAUCAACUUGAAGGAGACAUAACAAAUUCGUUUUCGGAGCUAUGCAGUUUGAGAUCGUUAGGGCUUUCAAACAAUAAUCUCAGUGGAGAAUUUCCCAAGUUUGUUCAGAUAUUGUCUAAAUGUUCUCAAAAGCAACUAGAAGGUUUGUAUCUCUCUAACAACCGAUUAAGCGGAGAAAUACCUGAAAGCAUUGGGCAAAUAUCAUCGUUGACAGAAUUAUCUCUCCAUGGAAAUCAAUUAAGCGGAAGAAUACCUGCAAGUAUUGGGCAAAUGCAAUCAUUGACACGAUUAUCUCUCUACGGAAAUCGAUUAAGCGGGAGAAUACCUGAAAGUAUUGGACAAAUGUCCAAUCUGGUGUAUAUCAAUCUUGGUAAGAAUUCUUUGGAAGGGGUGAUUUCUGAAACUCAUUUUUCAAAACUCUCCAAGUUAAAAUAUUUGGAUUUAUCCUCCAACUCACUAGUUUUAAACUUCCAUUCUGAUUGGGUUCCUCCUUUUCAAUUGAGUGUCAUAAUAUUGUGGUCUUGCAAGAUGGGUCCAUAUUUCCCACAAUGGCUUCAAACUCAGAAAAAUUAUUCAUCCCUUGAUAUCUCUAACACUACAAUUUCUGACAUCAUUCCAAGUUGGUUUUGGGGUUUGUCACGUACAGCUGUCCUUAUAAAUCUCUCCCACAACCAAAUUAGAGGAACAUUUCCAAGUUCAACAAAGGAGUUUGCUCAUUACCCUAAGCUAAAUUUUAGUUGGAACCAACUGGAAGGUCCAAUUCCUUCUUUUCUGUCAAAAUCAUCAUCUCUAGAUCUAUCCAACAAUAAUCUUUCCGGGUUCAUUUCUUUCUUGUGUGGAAUCAAGGCCAGUAAUUUAACCCUUCUUGUUCUCUCGAGCAACCGUGUAUCUGAAGAACUUCCAGAUUGCUGGACGCAUUUAGAAAAUCUAGUCGUUCUUCAAUUGUGUAACAAUGGUUUUUUGGGCAAAAUUCCUACCACCUUGGGGAAUUUAUAUUCUCUUGAAACCUUGAAACUCAAAAGAAACAGAUUUGUGGGAGAGUUGCCUUCAUCCUUGAUGAACUGUAAACACUUGAAAGUUUUUGAUGUUGCAGAAAAUCAACUGUCAGGAUUGAUACCUGGAUGGUUACUAUUUGAACUUCCGAAGUUGGUUAUCCUUAUCCUCCGGUCUAAUCGCUUUUAUGGUAGAAUUCCUUUACAGUUAUGCAAUCUAACACAUGUCCAAAUACUGGAUUUGUCAAUCAACAACAUCUCUGGAACUAUACCCAAAUGUCUCAACAAUUUGACGGCUUUAGUGGAUAAAGGAAAUUCAAUUCUAACCAUCACUCAUCAUUAUUCAAGUGAUUUUGGAAAUGGGAUUUUUUCGGAGAGCUAUGAUGAUCGUGCAACCUUAAUAUGGAAAGGAACGAUGUCUGAAUACAAGAGCACACUGGGACUUGUGAAGAGCAUUCAUUUGUCAAGCAAUCAAUUGACGGGGGAGAUCCCUAAAGAAAUCAUUCAUCUUGUUGGUUUAGUUUCUUUAAACCUGUCGCGAAACCAUCUAACAGGUCAAAUAAAUCAAGACAUUGGGAAGUUGGAGUUAUUACAGUCUCUUGAUUUAUCAAGAAAUCAUAUCGAUGGAAGAAUUCCGACAAGUCUUUUUCAGAUAUAUGGUCUUGGUGACUUGGACUUGUCAAACAACAACCUGUCUGGAAAUAUUCCAAUGGGGUCUCAACUCCAAAACUUUGAUCAGUCAGCCUUUGCCGAAAACCCUCUGCUUUGUGGACUGCCACUUCAAAGGAUGUGUGAUCGGGAGAAAGAGAAAGGCAAUGUUCAACAAACUGGCUUAGGGAAUCAAGACCAUGAGGAUGGGCUUGUAACGCGUGGAUUUUACAUCUGUAUGGGGCUGGGAUUUGCUUUUGGAUUUUGGGGAGUUUCUGGCACAUUGAUGUUCCACGAGUUAGCCAGAUUGAUGCAGGGGCACAGGGGUGGAUCAAGAUAG